Molecule: messenger RNA, 1126 nt
Organism: Hibiscus syriacus
Lineage: Eukaryota; Viridiplantae; Streptophyta; Magnoliopsida; Malvales; Malvaceae
Product: diacylglycerol kinase 5-like
Exons: 9
Coding region: 105-1073 (322 amino acids)
Molecular function (GO): ATP-dependent diacylglycerol kinase activity
Source: RefSeq, a predicted model, not a curated record
AUUUGAGAGCUGUUGAGUUUUUAUCUAACUUGCUUUCUAAAUUACAGGGAAAGAAGAAUCCUGGUACUGAUCGUAAUUCUGUACUGUCAUUCUUGGAACAAGUAAUGAAAGCGAAGGAAAUGAAAAUAGACAAUUGGCAUAUUCUCAUGAGGAUGAGAGCUCCGAAGGAAGGUUCAUGUGAUCCUAUUGCACCUCUGGAACUACCACACUCUUUACAUGCAUUUCAUCGUGUCUCAUCAACAGAUGAACUGAAUGUGGAAGGUUGCCAUACAUUUCGUGGAGGAUUCUGGAAUUACUUCAGCAUGGGAAUGGAUGCUCAAGUAUCUUAUGCUUUUCAUUCCGAGCGAAAGUUGCACCCUGAAAAAUUUAAAAACCAGUUGGUUAAUCAGAGCAAUUAUGCAAAGCUUGGCUGUACCCAAGGGUGGUUUGCUGCUUCUAUUUUUCAUCCUGCUUCAAAGAAUGUUGCCCAGCUUGCAAAGGUGAAAAUCAUGAAGAAACAUGGUCAAUGGCAAGAUCUCCACAUACCACAGAGCAUAAGGUCGAUCAUAUGCCUCAACUUGCCCAGCUUUUCUGGUGGUCUAAAUCCUUGGGGAACACCAAGUGGCAGAAAAAAGAACGAGAGAGACUUGACUGCACCUUAUGUAGAUGAUGGCCUUCUUGAAGUUGUUGGUUUCAGAGAUGCAUGGCAUGGGCUCGUAUUGCUGGCUCCAAAGGGACAUGGAACUCGCCUAGCACAGGCACACCGAAUCCGCUUUGAGUUUCACAAAGGUGCCGCUGAGCACACAUACAUGAGGAUUGAUGGGGAGCCAUGGAAACAACCACUACCAAAAGAUGACGAUACAGUUGUAGUUGAGAUUUCCCACCUGGGACAAGUGAACAUGCUCGCCACUCAAAAUUGCCGAUCGAAAAGCAUAAAUGAUGUUACAUCCUCAUCAACUCAUCAUAACGAUGAAGACGACGACGACAAUAGUGAUGAAGAAGACUCCAGAUCUGGGGGAGACGAGUUCAGGAAAUUUGGUGCGGCAGACACAUUCAGAAUCCCAGACGAGCUUGAUAUUUCUCAACUUAGUUAAACAUAUAAUAAUUCAUUACUUAUUCUGUUUAAUAAUGUUCGGAUUAAUUUAUG